Messenger RNA from Pleurotus ostreatus (oyster mushroom), 1755 nucleotides. RefSeq lists its product as uncharacterized. The record is from RefSeq and is a predicted model, not a curated record. Gene Ontology annotation, biological process: protein folding. Lineage: Eukaryota; Fungi; Basidiomycota; Agaricomycetes; Agaricales; Pleurotaceae. Gene Ontology annotation, molecular function: protein disulfide isomerase activity. Gene Ontology annotation, cellular component: endoplasmic reticulum. Bases 1 to 1755 code for a protein of 584 amino acids. The transcript is spliced from 7 exons.
AUGCAGUGGUCGUUCCUCAAGGACCUCCCGCUCUCGGUCCUCAUUGCGACGCUCGCAUUCACCGCUGCGCUCCCCAUAAAAGCUGCCCUUCUGACGCCGGAUAACUUCAAUGACACUGUAGCCAAAGGUGUCUGGCUCAUCGAACACUUUUCUCCGUAUUGCCAUCACUGCAGGGACUUUGCACCAACAUGGGAACGCUUAGCGAAGGAUGUGGAAAGCAAUCCCAACCCCGGCAUACACCUUGCGCAGGUCGAUUGUGCUGCCUACGGAGAUUUGUGUGACGAACAUAAUGUAAAGGGAUACCCUCAGAUGAACAUAUACCAAGAUGGCGAAUACAAAGAAUAUUACAAGGGUGUUCGAGAUUACGACCUCCUUACCGCGUACAUCGCAAAACACGCGAAGCCCAGCACAUCUGCUGGACCACAGACACACGUUGCUGCGCCCGUAGAACCCGAAGAGCCCGUUAAACUCCUGGGCACGACUGGACGCGUCAUUGAGCUCAACGAACAGAACUUUGAAUCCGUUGUGAGCGAGGGGCCUACUUUCAUCAAAUUCUUCGCUCCUUGGUGUGGUCACUGCAAGAAGCUUGCACCAUCAUGGACACAAUUAGCCAAGCAUAUGCAGGACAAGAUCAACAUCGCAGAAGUCAACUGCGACGAACAUGGCGCUCUCUGCAAGUCUCAAGGCGUCGAGGGAUACCCGAUGCUCGCUUUCUACCCAACUGGUGUAGCCUCCAAGGCAGAAUACAGCCAAGGUCGCAAGCUGGAUCAGUUGAAGGCUUUCGCUGAGAAGGCCUCCGCACCCGCACUACAACCCAUUCAUGCAACGGCAUUGGCCGACAAGGUAGCAGAUAAUUCUGUUAUCUACCUCUUACUCCUCCAUGACUCGAACCCCGAGCUCCUUAAAACCAUGGGUAACACCGCUCAAGUCCUUCUUGGUUCACCUCCUGUAUACUCGACCACUGCUCCUGAACUGUAUGAGAAAUACAAAGUACCAUCAUGGGCCCCCUGGGCGAUACUCGCAUUCAAGGAUCACGACGCUUCCUGGCCCACAUCACAAUUCCUCGGCCCUCCUUCUCACGAUGCUAACUCCAUUAAAACCAGUGUAACACCUUGGCUCCUCUCGAAUCGUCUUCCAACGACCGCAGAGCUUACACAAGACAGUUUCCAAGGUAUCAUGAAUGCGCCUCACAGUCCCCUCGUUGUCAUUGCUGCAGUAAACAAGGCCAACUCGGCGAAAGUGGCUGAGAAGCUGCGAAACAUUGGAAGUAAAUGGCGGGUGAAGUUGAGAGCGCACGAUACGGCCUCAGCGGGUAACAGGGACGUAGUCUUUGCUUCGAUGGACGCUGAGAGAUGGAAGGACUGGAUGAAGAGCAUGUAUUCUAUCAAAGCUAGUGAUGAUGGUGAAGUCCCCGUCGUCAUAGCAGACCACAAGAACCUUAUUUACUACGACGUUGACGAGAACAGUCAACCUCUGAAGCUAACUUCUGCAAGCCUAUUUACCGCUAUCGACAGCGUCCAUAAGAACAAGCUUGCGUACAAGCAUUCUGAAAACGCUGUUGAGAGAAUUGCCCGCUACUUGAACGGCAAGAUGAUGUCCCUCGAGCACUUUGUCAAAACCCAUCCCUACUACACCAUCACCAUUGUGGUCGGCUCUAUGGUCGCUCUGUUCCUCUGGUUGAAGCGACUCGUAGCAGACGAUGUGUAUGAUAUCCGGGAGCAAGGGCAACUGAGAAAGGGAGACCGUCUUGAUUAA